CUGGCCAAGAGCUUUGUAAAAGCAAAGGAGCUGGGCAAAAUGCUGGUGGACUGUUGUACAGACUCUGACGGUUGUGCAGUGGACAGGGCCAGAGCCUGGUGUGAAAUGAUCGACACCAUCUACCACAGACUCAGUCCCCAGCUGUCUCAGGAGGUCCUGCUGGAUGAGGUGAGCGACGCGGUCCUGGUGGACAUUCUGUGGGAAACCCAGAUGUACCUGUAUGAGAAGAGGGAGAUCCUCCAAUCUCUGGCAAAACUACUACUGGAGAACUGACAGCAAGAGAAAACCACGAGUAGAGGGAGAGUGUUUGAGCUCGGCUCUAAGAGCAGUACUGCCAUUUGUCUUGAUUCAGGACUCUAAUGUUUGUGUUGCUGUGUUUCAUCUUUACAAAAAAUAAAUAAAAUAAGACUAAUAUGUGAGUUCACAGCAACACACGUUCAAAACAUGGCAGGAACUAAAAACUGAUACAGGAAACAACAGAGUCUCUGUAGCCUAUUGAAAGGCCACGUAUGUAGCAUCUCGAAAGCCGUCAUUACUGUGGUUUACUAGGUUUACUCCUUGUAUGUGAGUUGAAGGAGAGGCUGGUUUUCAUUUCUUCAGCUGGUACAUACAGGGGAAAUGUUAAGAGGAAGUGGUAUUAACUGAAUCUAAAGAUGAAUAGCCCACGCACUGACACCUCUCCACAGUGUCUGAGAUAAAAGUCUCCUCCUCCUUCCUUUUUCACUGGUUCCCAAUUUUCACCCAACAAAAAAUUGCAAAGAAACAAUAUAUAGUGUUUUUACUAAUGCCAUAUUAUUGAAUCUGUGAUACAAGCAGAAAAUCUGCAUUUUGCUGCAGUGUAGUUUGGAUGAUG
Mugil cephalus (flathead mullet) is the source of this 853-nucleotide messenger RNA. Its product is annotated as 85/88 kDa calcium-independent phospholipase A2-like. The transcript has 3 exons. Gene Ontology annotation, cellular component: mitochondrion. The record is from RefSeq and is a predicted model, not a curated record. The coding region runs from base 40 to 273 and encodes 77 amino acids. Lineage: Eukaryota; Metazoa; Chordata; Actinopteri; Mugiliformes; Mugilidae. Gene Ontology annotation, biological process: positive regulation of ceramide biosynthetic process; cardiolipin acyl-chain remodeling.